This is a messenger RNA of Closterium sp. NIES-67, 2230 nucleotides long. The record is from the annotation of a GenBank genome assembly. NCBI's taxonomy places the organism in Eukaryota, Viridiplantae, Streptophyta, Zygnematophyceae, Desmidiales, Closteriaceae.
CCGUGGUGACGCAGUGCCUUCUCUCUUCCUCCUGCUGCCACUUUCCACGCUCCUAUUGGUCCGCUGGAGCUCACUCAGUCGCUCGGGCGCUGGUAGGCCGCCUCGAUGGCAAUGGCUAGGAUGUCCUCGUUUGUGUAGCACUCGCUAUUCGCCAUGCGUCUUUUUAGGACGCCGUGGGCGACCUUCGCCCUGGGAGCUGCUGCCGGGUCGUGCGCAGCGCUUUGCGCUUGGAAGCUCUAUUCCGCCUACUCCGCCGACGAGCCGCCUGAAAUCACGCAUGGCGAUGGACAUGCGAGUCUGGCCUCUGUACAGCGUGCAGCAGCGGAAGAGCAGCUAUUGCAUCAUCAUCCUCAGCAGCCGCAGCAGCACCUGGAGCAGCACCUGAAACCACCUGAAGAAUCACCUGGUGCUGACACAUCACCCGCUGCCACAGAACAAUCUUUUCCUCCGCAACACGGUGUGAGCGGUCAGGAACCAGAAGGUGGCGUGACACGUGGCAAUGGUGGAGUGGAUGGCAUGGAUCUUGCCAGCCUGGCAGCUGCUGAUGAUGACAUCAUCGUUGAACAGUUCACCAGGAACAUUCAAAUGUUUGGGCUGCCCGGCCAGCUGGCGGUGCACCGAGCGUUUGUGGUGGUGGUGGGACUGGGAGGGGUAGGCAGCCACGCCGCUGCUGCCCUUCUGAGAUGCGGCGUUGGCCAGCUGAGACUCGUUGACUUUGACCAGGUGUCGCUUUCCUCCCUCAAUCGCCACGCUGUCGCCACCCGGGCAGAUGUCGGAAUCUCCAAGGCGCAGUGCAUGCGGGAGCAUUUCCUUCGCAUCCUGCCCGAAGCUCAGGUGGAGGGGAUGGUUGCGAUGUACAACGAGGAAAACGAGGAGAAAGUUUUGUCCGGGCAGCCCGACUAUGUUGUGGACUGCAUCGACAACAUCGACACCAAGGUGGCCCUCCUCUCUGCCUGUGUGCGCCGCGGGCUGCCUGUCAUCAGCGCCAUGGGAGCAGGGGCCCGGGCCGACCCGACUCGAAUCCGAAUUGCCGACAUCAGCGAGUCGUCCAUCGACCCGCUCUCGCGUGCGGUGCGGCAGCGCUUGCGCAAGGCGCUGGGGGCAGCAGCAGCAGUGGAGGCGGUGUUUUCUCUCGACCGCCCCAAGGCCAAGCUGCUGCCGGUUGCGGAUGACUCCUUGCAGCCUGCCGACCUCCAGGUGGUCCCAGGCUUCCGUGUAAGAGUCAUUCCAGUCCUCGGGACCAUCCCAGCCAUGUUCGGCUUGGCUCUGGCGACACGUGUCGUCACCUCAUUGGCCGGAAUGGAUGUGGGGUUCGAACCUGUGUUGCGACUAAGUGUGGACCAUUACUCGCUGCUGCACCAGAGGCUUGUUGAGAGGGAGGAGAUGCGGUUUGGGUCGGCAAGUGCAGUAGAGGUGGACCUGGAUGACGUCAUGUUUGUGGUGCGCGAGGUGUGGCGCGGCCGCAGCGCGUGGCAGCUCCUCCGAGAGAAGGAAGCUGCGAGGAACCUUCUUCUCAGCCAGUCGGGACAGGGUGGGGGUGAAGCCGCGCAAGCAGAGGCGGAGAAGAAUGGAGAGGGGGAGGGGGAGAAACAGGGAGAGCAGAGAGAGGAAGAAGGGGGCAUUCAGGAGCAGAAGCUGGGAGAUGGUGAAGUGGCAGAGGAGCAACGAGAAGAGCAGAGGAAGGGGGGGGAGAGGAUAGGGGAUGAGAUACAGGAGCACGGAUGGAAGGGACAGGAGGAAGGCCCGAAGCAGCGGCAGGGGAAGAAGGGGGAGCGUAGAAAACGGGCCAUGAAAGCUGCUGCUGUUGGGAAUGGUGGUGUUGGUAAUGGUGGUGGUGAUGCUGGUGGUGGUAGUGAUGCUGGUGGUGGUAGUGAUGCUGGUGGUAGUGGUGGAGGGGGGGGAAGAGGAAUGGAUGUUGGCCGUGCAAUCUGGCGGUCUAUGGGUCACAUGACUCUCACUAGGUGGAAGGCAUCCCUCCCUCCCACCAUAGACAAUCUCGUUCUUCUCACAUUUGACGAGGCGGAAGCUCACGAGGCGAUGCCAUUGGAGCGGGUGGAAGCAGAGCAGCCUCACCUCUUCCGAUUGGUGGAAGCCACCUUGAAUCGAGCACGGAGAUUGUACACUUAGGACGGGGGGCAAGCAGUGUUUGAUCCGCAGCAAACCUAUGCGGGGCACAUGCAUUGCAUGGUGGCCUGUAUGAUAUGGGGCAGAAGUCAUGUUCAUGUCACAA